This is a messenger RNA of Blepharisma stoltei, 231 nucleotides long. The record is from the annotation of a GenBank genome assembly. NCBI's taxonomy places the organism in Eukaryota, Ciliophora, Heterotrichea, Heterotrichida, Blepharismidae.
AUGUUCAAGCCCAAGGGUUUAAAUAUAUCUAUAUCAACUCUCUUCAAAAAUACGCGAGCCAAUGAAACUUCCUUGAAUUUAAUUUCAUGAUUGGGAUUUCUUUGUCUGGCACAAAAGUUGUCUGGCUUGAAUUUCCUUGCUCUUCAUGGGAUUUUGAUCUGGGAACAGGUUUGGCAAAUAACAGUCCAAUUGAUUGUCCUUAUUUUGCAGAUUCAACUGAAAAUGGAAUAG